AGGGUUGACAACAUCACUCACAUCGCGCUGCAUUGGACUCAACGGGAACUGUUCAAUAUCAAGUGACUGUGAUCCGAGAUGAACGUUGCCAGGACCCUCUGCUCGGGGGAGGACGCCAGCCGUUGUCCCAGCUACACGGUGCCGUGCGACGACUACGUCCACGUGGUGGAGUUCAGCCCGUUCACCUCGGGCACGCCCGCCUCCCUGCUGGCCUACGACUGCAACCAGUGCGUGGUGGUGGGCACCUGCCUCUUCCAGGAGGAGGACAUGAACGUGGAGGGAGUCGAGUUUAACGUUCUCCGUGCGUUCCAUCACGAUUCGCGAGUGGACUCGCUCGCAUGGAGCCCGGAAUCCCGUCUGGACAGGAUUCCCACAAUCAGAUUUUGCACGGCCGCCACCAACAGAAAACUCCGCCUGUUCACGUCGGACCUCCAGGAUCGACACGAGGUCAAGGUGAUGGAGGGCCACAGCAGCUACGUUAACCAUUUGGUGUUCGAACCCACCGAAGGGAAACAAAUCGCUUCCGUCAGCGAUGACCACACUUGCAGGGUUUGGGACUUGGAUGGAAAUGAAAACGCGAUUUUCCGACUACACUCUCCCGGCAUCAGCGUGUGCUGGCACCCAGAAGAAGUCUUCAAGCUGAUGGUUGCGGAGAAGAAGGGCACCAUCCGCUUCUAUGACCUGUUGAGCCAGCAGGCCAUCCUGUCGCUGGACUGCGGCCAGUCGCCGCUCAGCGCCGCCGACUGGUGCCUGGCCAACACCAUCAAAGUGGGCGCGGUGGCGGGCAGCGACUGGCUCAUCUGGGACAUCACCCGCUCCAGCUACCCGCAGGAAAAAAGGCCGGCACACAGAGAUAAAGCCCAGCAAUUCAAGUGGUCUCGAGCCCAAGAAAACCUUUUUGCCACCACCGGAUGUCCCGGAAAGAUCAGCAGUCAGCUACUCAUCCACCAUCUUGGCCAUCCGCAGCCAGUGACGGUGGGCUCGGUGACGGUGGGCUCGGGCCUCAGCUGGCACCGCACUCUCCCGCUGUGCGUGAUCGGUGGCGACCGAAAACUUUGCUUCUGGAUGACAGAGAUGUAGCGUGUAGCACGUGUUCUCGCCUCUGCUGCUGUUCUUGUAAUGGAUUCAAUAAAAUAUUU
Molecule: messenger RNA, 1139 nt
Organism: Phycodurus eques (leafy seadragon)
Lineage: Eukaryota; Metazoa; Chordata; Actinopteri; Syngnathiformes; Syngnathidae
Gene: nup37
Product: nucleoporin 37
Exons: 10
Coding region: 79-1080 (333 amino acids)
Cellular component (GO): nuclear pore outer ring
Molecular function (GO): protein binding
Source: RefSeq, a predicted model, not a curated record